Messenger RNA from Ilex paraguariensis (yerba mate), 405 nucleotides. The record is from the annotation of a GenBank genome assembly. NCBI's taxonomy places the organism in Eukaryota, Viridiplantae, Streptophyta, Magnoliopsida, Aquifoliales, Aquifoliaceae.
AUGUACAAGAAAGCAGCAAAUAAAGCCAAUGGAGAACAACAACACGAGGAUAAUGGGGGUAUUAUAAUUGAUAAUGAAGGGGUAGUUCUACUUCCCAACACAAAUGCACAGCCAGUUCUUUUUCAAGACCCUCAGCUUCCUCCUCUGCCACCAACAACUUUCAACACCAUGUCCAGUGCAAUGCUUACUUAUCCAAGGUAUGGAUAUGGCUAUGGUGUUCCCACCAAUGGCGUGGCUUUACCCAAUAGACUCAACGUCGAUUCUCCUUCAUGGCUUGACAUAUCGGAUUAUCUCGUGUCAUUUGAUUCAUUGGUCGGAAACGAUGAUGACAUGAUGCCAGCAUUACCAUCCGAUACCACACAUUCAGAACUGUCUUAUGAUGAUAAUAAGAGUGGUCCAUCAUAA